AUGACCGAGCUUCCCAGCGAUCGUACACCAACACCUGCUGCUCCUACAGAAGGCGAUGAGCUCUCGUCGGAUAUUGUAGCUGCCACGGCUACGGGUACCGGUACAGGGACGUCGGCGCGUGCUGGUAAGUGGUGCUCACGCCCAGCCGCUGGCCGCUGGGCAGGCGCGGACGAACCGGCCUCUUCCACGCCAUAAGGCCAUCAGAGGGGGCUGAAUCCCCAGCGAAGAAGGACUGAGACGGUGAUCGAUCCUCGUUCCACGUCGAUCACGUGUUGAUCGUCAUCUACCGCAACAGGUCCAGUUCCAGCUGCUUCCAGUGGUAGCCAGGCGGGAAGGCAGAAACGACAUCGCGACGACAUGACGCCGACCACACCUCGCGUGAGUUAUAUCACCCCCCCACCCCCCCCCCCCCUCCGCCUCCGUCGCGUGGUCGCUUCUUCGAGCGCCAGCCCUUGAAUGGCUUACCCUCGGGGUGGCGAUUCACUUUUGAGUUCCGGAACUGACCAUUCGGAUUUGCCCCGCUUGGACAGUCUGAAGACGAGACCAAAGUCUUGGGCGGACUGACUCCGUUGGCCAAGAAGGGGUCAGUUUCCAGCUCCAGUGUCCUCCUUGGGGUUUCCUAUCAAUACCACGUAGACCUGUAUUCCUCUCGCUAACCCAAGGACGCUGACGCACUCCAGCCGCGUCCAACCGGAUGCAAAAUCCAAGCUCGUAGCCGGAACCGGCGCCGACGACGGACCACAAGGCGUCGCUUCGACCUCUUCGUCGCUCGCGUCCAGCUCCACCGCCGACGUCGAAGCCGAACAAGCCGACAUUGACGACAACGACGAAGAAGAUGAAGACGAAGACGACGAGGAUGAAGAAGGCGAUACACGUAUCACCCCACCUCGUUCGGCACCUACGGGUCUGGAACCCAACUCGCCCCCACCGACGCCAAUGCAAUCCACGAAGCGCGGCGCCGAGGGACAGGAAACCAAGGCGAUUCGGAAGAGGGUCGCCAACCUCGAAUGGAAGGAUGGCGAGCAGGGUGUCUCGAGGGUAACGACGACGAAUGAGUCCGACGUGGAGAUCGCCGACGUCGCAGCGGAGGUUUCAGAGAGUGCCGAAAUGGCGGAAGGGGAAGAGGCCCAGGUCGCGGAUGAGGUGCACGAGACGGCCAAGGGGGUACAUCAGGAGGAUUCAGAGGCGGAGGACAAACUGAUGAAGGAACGGGAAGCGAGCGUCGCGGCCGAUGUCGCCGAGUCGGCACAGAUGUUGGCUCAGGAGGAUGAGGCCAAGCAGGAUCAGGACGAGCACAUCGCCGAUGUCGCUUCCGAGGUGGCUGCGAGCGCAAAAAAGGUUGCUCAAGAGGAUAAGAAGGAUCAGGAGGUUGCACAGGUUGCUGCUGAAGUCGCGGAAUCGGCCAAGGUCCUGGCACCCGAGGUCCCGACCGAGCCGACCCCGCCCGCGAAUCCUCCUGCCACAGCGCCGACCGCACCAGCGACGACGUCGUUCUCGGCAUUCUCAUCAAGCUCUUCGCCUUUCGCCUCCGUCUCGGGAGCAUCCCCUUUAUCGGGCAUGGCACAGCCCAAAGCAUCGACAGGGUUCGCGGAGUACGUUCCCCCGACGACAGAAGCAAAGCCAAAGUCACGGACCAGCUUUGGCGGGGAAGCCGCUCCCUUGGUGACAUCACCACCUCUUCCUGCCUCUCACCCCGAGACCGUCGCCUCGCCGCCCACGACCGUCGACUCGGCACCCAUCAGUCUCGUGGGUAGGAGCUCACCGAGCGCCGAGCCCGUCCCCGUCCCCGCCAAAAUCAUUCCGACUUUCACCUCGUCGACGUCUUCUUCAACUUUUACCGCCACCACACCCUUGGGGGACAGCGCCUUCUCCUCUGGUCCAUCGUCCUUCGCCAAGUUUGCCUCGACGAGUGGUUUCGCUGCUGCGAGUAGCUCCUCGAAGGAUCCAUUGGCUUCGACGUCGACGAAUAGCGGUGCGCUCGGGUCGACUUCGACAACGGCCUCGGGAGGGUUCGGGUCCUUCUCCGGUGCCUCCCCCUUCGCUUCCAUCUCUUCCAAGUCCAAAACCUCCGCCUUGUCAGCGCAAGGCUCUCACGAAGAAACCAACGGCGACGAAUCGACCGGUUCGUCCUCCACCCGUUCACGCAAGAUGGGCGAACCUGAAGAGAUCGAUGAAUCGAAGCGCGUCUUUACGGAACAAGAGGUCGUGACGGGCGAAGAGGAGGACGAGUUGGUGCAUUCGGUGAGGAGCAAAUUGUUCGUCAUGCAUGAAGGGGCUUGGGCCGAGAGAGGGGUCGGUUUGUUGAGGUUGAAUAGGACACAGGGGAAGGAGGACAAGACGGGCGCGAGAUUGGGUACGCUUUCGCGAGUGAUUGGGAUCUGCCCCCCCCCCCCCCUUUUUCCACGAAGAGCUGACCCCUACGUUUCGCCAAUGCUUACAUAGUCAUGCGAGCCGAUGCGACUCACCGUCUUUUACUUAACGCCACCUUGUUCCCCAGUUUCUCGAUCGAAGUCAACCAAGAGAAAUACGUCCGGUUCGCCGUCAUCGAAGCUGGGGAACCGACGUCGUACAUGUUGAGGUUGUCGGGGGCGACGACGGCGAAUGCGUUGGUCAAGGCGGUUAGUGAGGAGGUGGAUCGAUUAGAGUAA
Molecule: messenger RNA, 2648 nt
Organism: Microbotryum saponariae
Lineage: Eukaryota; Fungi; Basidiomycota; Microbotryomycetes; Microbotryales; Microbotryaceae
Source: the annotation of a GenBank genome assembly